UGUCCUCCCCAGCCUCUCCUAUUUACUAGAUUUUUCUUACUCUCCUCUCUAUACUUGCAUUCAUUUUCUUAUCUGUGACUAUGAUUUCCCAGAUUAGUUUAAACCCCCAGAUAGACACAAAAAGGCUGGAGUAACUCAACGGGACAGGCUGCGUCUUUGGACAGAAGGAAUGGGUGAAGUUUUGGGCCGAGACCGUUCUUCAGACUGAGAGUCAGGGGAGAGGGAAACGAGAGAUACAGACGGUGAUGUAGAGAGAGAUGUAGAAUAUAUGAAUGAAAGAUAUGCAAAAAAACGUCACGAUGAUCAGGGAAAGGUGGAGCCCACAAUGGUCCAUUGUUGGCUGUGGGCUGGGUGAUAAGGAGUGAUACAGACAGACGAACACAACAGGAUGACAGUGAAACUAGUACGACGACUAGGGUGGGUGAGGAACGGAGAGAGAGAGGGAUAGCAAGGUUUACUUGAAGUUGGAGAAAUCAAUAUUCGUAUCGCUGGGUUGUAAGCUGCCCAAGGGAAAUUUAACUUGUGGCAGAGACACUGAACGACAGCAGGUUGACUGAGGGAGACAAAACGUGUUGGAGGAUAUGAAGUUUAAUGUGGAUCUUUCUCUUACAGAUCAAUUUGGAUCCAACAAUGGCGGCACUCUGGUUAAUCUGGUACUUCUUGGCUGUGGUUUUCGUUGACUCCGUUUAUUCUUCAGAUGGGCCUCGGAUCACGGAAUGCCGCUCUUCAGAACAGGAGACCUUCACGUGCAGCUGGAGCGCUGGGCACGGCCGGAAUCGUACCGACCGGGGACGGCUGAAGUUCUUCUACACAGAGGGGAAAAGUCCCAGCUGGAGGGAAUGUCCAGAGUAUAUCGCCAGAGAAAACCGCUGCUACUUCAAUCAGACCCACACAUCAGAGACCGAAUACUGUGUUCAACUAAAGUUGGAUAGCAUCACACACGACCAUCGGUGCUUUGUACUCGCUGAAAUAGUAAAGCCAGACACCCCAAUCUCCUUGAACUGGUCGCUCUUGAACAUCAGUCAGUCGGGGUUGUUCAUGGACAUACAGCUGUGGUGGGAAGUUUCAGCUGAGCUUGAUGCCAGCUCUGGCCACAUCCCACUCAAAUUUGAAAUCCAGUACAAGCCCAGCGACACAGACAUGUGGAAUGUGAUGGAAACCUUGCCUGGCCAACCUCCCCCUCAGCCGCUGUACAGAUUUGCUACAGGGAAGCAGUACGUCAUACGACUGAGAUGCGUUUACUACGACGUCGGAAAUUACAGUGAAUUCAGCGACGUUUUAAGAGUCUUCCUUCCAACACCGCAAUCAAUAGGAGUUCCUUUGGAGAGGCCGAGCAUCAUUGAGUGCCGCUCACCAGAGCAGGAGACCUUCAUGUGCCGAUGGAGCGCUGGCAAUUACCAAAACCUGACUCAACCAAGGCAGCUCAGAUUCUUUUACACAAAGGGAAGCAACGCGGAUUGGAAAGAAUGUCCGAAUUACUUGCCUGACAGGGACGCCUGCUACUUCAACCAGACCUACACCUCCAUCUGGGUUUCAUACUGUGUCCAGCUCAAGUCUGACAUUCAGGACCAGAACAUCAUUUUUGACAAACGCUGUUUCUCCAUCGAUAACAUAGUGAAGCCGGACCCUCCGAUCUCCCUGAACUGGACUCUGCUGAACGUCAGCCAGUCGGGACUGCUCGCUGACAUCCAGAUGUGGUGGGAACCUCCGCCGACCGCAGACAUUAAAAACGGCUGGAUAUCCCUCAAGUAUGAGAUCCAGUAUAGAACCAGUGAGAGUAACCACUGGGAUGCAAUCGAAGCAUUCGCGACCUCCCAUCCGGUUUAUGCUCUGGGCACCGGCAAGAGUUACGAGAUCCGUCUACGCUGUAAACAGAUCGCCAACGGGGAGUUCAGUGAGUUCAGUGAGGCAUUGAGCAUCUUCAUCCCAGCACCUCCCUCAGCAGAAGAAACAGGCCUUUUGUUCAGGCUAAUCCUGAUUUUCGUUUCAUUGGGCACAACCCUGAUGCUAUUCUUGGUCCUCUACACCAAGAACCAAAGACUGAAGCUGUUCUUUCUGCCGCCUGUUCCUGUGCCCAAAAUCAAAGGAAUUGAUUCAGACCUUCUUAAGAAAGGUAAAAUGGAUGAAGUGAACUCGAUCUUCGCCAAUCACCUGAGCUACAAGUCGGACCUGUACAUCGACGACCCGUGGGUGGAGUUCAUCGAUGUAGACCUGGACGAGGCGGAUGGGAAGAUGGAGGUGCUGGACACGGACAGGUUGCUGGGGCCGGGCAGCCCAAAGGUGGACAGCGGCCUGAGCGCCAAGGACGAUGACUCUGGCCGUGACAGUUGCUACGAGCCGGACACUGCCGAGGCGGCGGCGAUGGCGGGCUGCAAGGAGACGGGCGGCCAGUUGGCGGGCUUUCAGCUGAAGGCCGGAGGUGGGGACGCGAUGGCUAACGCCGCGGCCGCUGGAGGAGAUGGCGAGGGCGGGGGGGCGCUUGGCGAGGAGCCCCGGCGCGGCAACGCAGAGCAGGCCCAGGCCGCUGGGUGUAGGCCCAGGCCGCCCGCCAAGAGUGAGCCAGGCCCAGCGGCCAGGCCCAGCCAGCCCGGCAACCACAACUCGCUCGGCAAAAUGGACUUUUACGCACAGGUAAGCGACAUCACCCCCUCCGGGGGAGUCCUCCUCUCCCCAGGGCAGCAGAGCAAAGCCGAGCUGCUCCCCGACAAAGGACCCUCGGCCGACCCGAAGGCAACUGGGGCAGGCAAACACAGGGAGGACGACUGCUCCUACACCUCGGAAGGGGACAUGAAACAGCUGUGCGGUGGCAACACCGCGGAGAAAAGCCUUAACCGAAACAACUAUUUCACCACGGACAUCCUUGCCAAGCUCGGAGAUACGAGGCGGCCAACAUUACCUGUCCCGGACUAUACCUCCAUACACAUGGUGGACUCUCAGCAGAGCCUGUUGUUGAACCCAAACGUGCUGCCCAGCAAGUGUCAGGCCAGCCUGGCUGGCUACCUGAUGCCUGAACAACUUGGCAAUGUCAUCCCCUAACCACACGGUACCUCCAGCAGCCCCAGUGCGAGCAGAGUUGUCCCACCGACCGUGUACAACGAUAUGAAAGUAUUAGCUCAUGGAAACACACACACAACGGUACAACCAGUGAGAAAUAUUAUAAAUGACAAAUCAAGGCUCAGAAUUAUUUUUAAAUGUCAGCUAUAUUUGUUAGUGAGAAAAGGCUGUAUUUUUAUAAAGCAAAAACAAUUGCCAUGGCGAAGCUGGUACGCAAUUGGAAGAAAGUUCUCAGUCGGGCGGACUGGGAAGCCUGUUCUUCGGCAAGAUCAGUUCUGGAAUUCUGGUGAAUGCCUGCUGCAAAUUUGGGGAAUCGGGGAGAGCAGCAAAUUCCCUGAAUCCUUGCAUUCCCGAAACUUCAACCCCCGCCGAUGGAACUGAAUGUACAAUGCGUUUCCACCGCUGUUUAGUGCUUGCAGCCAGCCAUGGUCUACGGGGGCCGCAAUCGACGGUCUGAAAACAACAGUGCUCGCAGCGGCAACGUCACCGCCGGCCCCCUAGAGGGGCAGACUGCAGGAUCCUUCUGCUCCCUGUCGACGGGAAUGACAGGAGGAUCAAACAGAAGCUUUACGUAAACGAGGCGAUCUCAGGAACAAAGCUAAUAUCACUAACACAGCACCCUUAAAGGGAAAGUAAACAUGUGUAAUGAGGCUGCUUAAUAGAGAACAUGAGGGGAAAUUCACUCUGCAAAAUGCUCCCUCUGAUGGGACUUAGACGACCAGGGAAGUAUUGACCUGUUCAAUGCAUGGUAUGGGAGUGGAAUUAAAUGAAACAAUGCAGUGCCAACCUAGUUAUUAACUUAAAAUCUCUUCUGCCUUCUACUCUAGCCAACCAAUCCUCUUAGCAACUUCUUUUGCACGGAAAUGCUCUCCUGCAUAUCAGCCAUGUUUCUCCACUGCCGUUUAUAGUGAAGUUGGACAGACUCUUUGUACCCCGCUGGGGAUAGAAUCAUCAAAGAAUCCCAAACUGGGUUCUGGAUAUGGCUUUCAGUGCUUUCAACAAGCACAUGAACAUGCAGGGAAUGGAUAGAUACGGAGCACGUGCAGUGUUAUAGAGUCACGGUGACGUACAGGGGGAAAACAGGCCCUUCAGCUCAACUUGCCCACACUGGCCAACAUGUCUCAGCUGCACUAGUCCCACCUGCCCACGUUUGGUCCACAUUCCUCCAAACCUGUCCUAUCCAUAAAUUGUGGCUAAUUUAGUUUGGCGUAGUUGAGGCCAGUUCAUUGGCUAUAUUUAAGAGGGAGUUAGAUGUGACCCUUGUGGCUAAAGGGAUCAGGGGGUACGGAGAGAGGGCAGGUACAGGAUACUGAGUUGGAUGAUCAGCCAUGAUCAUAUUGAAUGGCGGUGCAGGCUCGAAGGGCCGAAUGGCCUACUCCUGCACCUAUUUUCUAUGUUUUUAUGUUUCUAUGAUCGGCACAGAUAUUGUGGGCUGAAGGGCCUGUUCCUGUGCUGUACUGUUCUGCGUUCACAGUAAAGGCUCUGUCCGUUCAACACUUGUCUAAGAUGGUGGUCUGUUUGAAUAGUUGAUUGGGCGGUAACCUCACUUGGUCCGCAGUGGGAUUAGCGUAGACAGUGGGAUCUUUGACAUGGGCUGCAGUGGGCGUUGACGGCAAACCUUACAACGCAGCAUGGUGGCGCAGCGGUAGAGUUGCUGCCUCACAGCUCCAGAGAUCCGGGUUCGAUCCUGAACACGGGGGCAUGUCUGACUAGCCCCGCUUAAUGCAACAUUUUGCCAGAAAGAAAUUUGGUCCCAGUACUAAAAUGUGAAAAAUACUUUGCUUAGAUCAGUGUUAUUAUGAAUUGCGGAAAUACUUUAAACAUGGCCGGAUUGGUGGCUCAGCGGUGGCGUUGCUGUCUCACAGCGCCAGAGACCCGCAUUCGAUCCCGACUACGGCUGCCGUCUGAACGGAGUUUGUACGCUCUUCCCUUCACCAGGUGGGUUUUCUGUGGGUGUUCCCGUUUCCUCCCACACUCCAAUGAAGUACAGGUUUGUAGGUUAAUUGGCUUGGUAUAAUUGUAAAAUUGUCCCUAGUAUCUGCAGGGUAAUGCUGAUGUGUGGGCAUCGCUGGUCGGCGCGGACUCAGUGGGCUGAAGGGCCUGUUUCCCUGCUGUAUCUCUAAACUAAAAUAAAUAGAAGUUGUUUUGUAAGCUUUCCAUUUAGUUUUGGUGAGGAUUUGAGGGGAUUGAGUAAUGAAUCUGGGGAAGAUCGCACCCAUCCGGCACUGCUCUCUGCCUCAGGUCUCCCAGCUAAUUGUGGAUCCAGUUCACCAGCACGCCUCAAAUGCCUUGUGCCUAAAUGUUUAAACGUCCAUGUUAACCCUUGCUUUGAAUAGCGGUGAUAUUGGAGAUAAAGAACCAAAAUAAACUCUUCAACAAUCAAAGAACUACAAAUGCUGGAAAUCUGACAUAGAAAAAGGUUGCUGGAAACACUCAGCGGGUCAGCUGGAGAGAGAAAUGUUAACAUAGAACGGUACAGCACAGGAAGAAAUCCCUUCAGCCCACCAUGUCUGUGCAGAACACGAUGCCAAUCGCAACUGAUCCCAUCUGCCUGCAUGAGGGGGUGAUCUAAUAGAGGUGUAUAAAAUCAAGAGGGGAAUAGAUCGGGUAGAGUCUCUUGCCCAGAGUUGGGGCAUUGAGGACAUAGGUUGAAGGUGAAGGGGAGAAGAUUUAAUGGGAACUUGAGGCGUAACUUUUUCACGCAGAGGGUGGUGGGUGUAUGGAUCGAGCUGCCAGAGGAGGUAGUUGAGGCUGGGAUAAGAAACAGUUAGACAAUUACAAGGAUAGGACAGGUGUGGAGGGAUAUGGGCGAAACGCGUUGGGACUAGUGUAGGUGGGACAUGUUGGUCGCUGUGGACAAGUUGGGCCGAAGGAACUGUUUCCACGCUGUAUCACUCUAUGACUCAGUGAUCCAUUUCCCACCAUUCCCUGUGCUCAUGUGCCUAUCUAACAGUAUCUUAAAAGCCACUCUCGUAGCUGCCUCCACCACCACCACCACCCCUGGCAGCACGUUCCAGGCACCCACCACCCUCUGUGUAAAAAUAAAGUUGCCUUAUUCACCUCCUUUAAUCUUUGCCCCUCUCACCUGAGAGUUAUGCCCUCUAGCCUUGAACAUUUGCAUCCAGGGACAAAGGUUGUGACUAUCCACUCUAUCUGUGCCUCAAAUAAUUUUAUGUGCAUCUACCAGGUAGCCCAUCCUGCUUUCUCCAUUCCCAUUCAAGUAAUUUAUACAACAAUGGAUUUAGCUGGAUCCAUGCGGUAUGCCACAGUAGUGGUGUAGGAAGGAACUGCAGAUGCUGGUUUAAACUGAAGACAGACACAAAAUGUUGGAGUAACUCAAACGAGUCAGGGAGCAUCUCUGCAGAAAAGGGACAGGUGACGUUUCGGGUCGAGACCCUGCUUCUGAGGGUUACGAAGUUAAAGAAAUCAAUACUCAUACCGCUGGGUUGUAAGCUGACGUCCUUCCCCCACCCAAGUCAUUGUGCCAGCUUCAAGUCAUCUUGUUGAGCCUCAUUGUCUGUAACUUGUUUUCACCUCGCCCAACAGCUAAUAAUGGCCCUUCUCCUUUAUCAUCGUUACUUUUUGGCAUAUCUUUCAUUCAUUUGUUCUAUACAUCACUGUCUAUAUCUAUCGUUUCCCUUUCCCCUGACUCUCAAGAAGAAGUCUGAAGAAGGGUUUAAGAAAGAACUGCAGAUGCUGCUAAAAUCGAAGGUAGACACGAAAUGCUGGAGAAACUCAGGGGGUGAGGCAGCAUCUAUGGAGAGAAGGAAUUGGCGACGUUUCGGGUCGAAAAAGGGUCUCGAGUUGAAAUGCCACCUAUUCCUUUGCUUCAGAGAUGCUGCCUGACCCGCUGGGUUACUCCAACUCUUUGUGUCUAACUACAGCAGUGGUGAUAGACUACCGUCCAAGCAGCACCCACCCCCACUGCCCUAUUCCUCCAAUCACCCAGUCACUAACACGCCUCAGAUGCCUUGUGCCUUAACCUGGAGCAGCCUUUGUCAAAAGCCUUACUAACGUGCACGCGGACACCUAGUGCCAGCCAUUCAUCAGUCUCCUGGGUUACCUCCUGACCACCCUCACAGGGGCUCUCCCUCGGUAUUAGCUGCUGCAACCUCUUCAUUAUGGCAUCACGCACAAUGCAGGUUGAAACUUUCAGGUCCGAUAUUCUGUGGUGUGGCACCUCGCCUGGUCAUGCACGUAGCUCGGAAAUACAGUAAUUAUUGAUAGCUACCAUCUAACGUUAAGGUCUGUACUUCCCAGUGGAUAUUUAACCUACUAAUGCAACCUUUGCAAUCUCAGCCAGUGAUUUUUCCGACUGAAGGAAACUUGGGCUUAAGACUGAAGAAGGGUCUUGACCCGAAACGUCACCCAUUCAUUCUCUCCAGAGAUGCUGCCUGACCCAUUGAGUUACUCCAGCAUUUGGUGUGUAUCUUUGGCUUACAUGAACUGGUGAGUGUCUCUACUUAAAAAGAGCAGUUGUCCUACUCCUCAGAAUACAAUCGGUAAAUCUCCAUGACCUGAUACCAGUCAUAAGUGAUAGGAGCAGAAUUAGGCCACUCGGCCCAUCAAGUCAACUCCACCAUUCAAUCAUAGCUGAUCUAUCUCUCCCUCCUAACCCCAUUCUCCUGCCUUCUCCCCAUAACCCCUGACACCCACACUAAUCAAGAAUCUACCUAUCUCUGCCUUAAAUACAUCCAUUAACUUGGCCUCUACAGCCUUCUGUGGCAAUUAAUUCCACAGAUUCACCACCCUCUGACUAAAGAAAUGGCUCCUCAUCUCUUUCGUAACAGAACGUCCUUUCAUUCUGGAGUUAUGCCCUCUGGUCCUAGACUCUCCCACCAGUGGAACCAUCCUCUCCACCUCCAUACUAUCCAAGCCUGUCAUCUAAUUUGCCAAAUAACUUGGUUCAUUUCUUAUAAUAAAGUUGUUAUGAAUGUUGACACAAGAAACUGCAGAUGCUGGAAUCUUGAGCAAAGGACAAAGUGCUGGAGUAACUGAGCAGGUUAGACAGCAUCUGUGGAGGGAAUGGACAGGCGAUGUUUCAAGUCAGGACCCUUUACACCAAUUCUUGUGAAAUGGCUGAGUUACGUUUUUUACAUACAUUUUGCAUAGCCUCUGACAAACUUGUUCUGAAUAGGUCUUUAAUCAAAAUCCUCGGGCAAAAUACAGUGGAUUCUAGAAAUUUGAAAUAAAAACAGAAAUACAGAAAUCCAAAUACAGAUUUCGAUCAAGGGGAACUUUUUAGUGUGGAGAUACAGCACGGAAACAGACCCUUCGGUCCAUCGAGUCCGCACCGACCAGCGAUCCUCGUACACUAACACUAUCCUACAUAAACUAUGAACAAUUUACAUUUACACCAAGCCAAUAAACCUACAAACGUGUACGUCUUUGGAGUGUGGGAGGAAGCCAACGUUUUUGGAGAAAACCCAUGCAGGUCACGUGCAGAACGUACAAACCCUGUACAGACAGCACCCGUAGCCUGGAUCAAACCCGGGUCUCUGGCGCUGUAACGCCGUAAGCCCGCAACUCUACCGCCUUGCCUCCCUGUGGAGAAAGAAGUGAUCAGUGUUUCAGGUCAAUGACUAAUACAGUCACAGAGGCCUCUCGUCCCAACUCAUCCAUCCAACCAAGAUGCCUACCUUAGCUAGUGCCAUUUGGCUCAUAUCCGCUUCAACCUCUCCUCCCCAUGUACCUCUCCAAAUGUAUCUGCCUCUGCCAUUUUGUGUGGUAGCUCAUUCCAUGUACUCGCCACCCUCUGUGUGAAUAAUCUGCCCCUCAGGACCCAUUUAAAUCUUACCCCUCUCACCUUAAACUCGUGCACCCUGGCCACCCCCUCUCCCCUCCUCUCCCAUCGAGCAAGAGGUAUAGAAGUGUGAAAACGCACACCUCCAGAUUCAGAGACAGUUUCUUCCCAGCUGUUAUCAGGCAACUGAACCAUCCUACCAACAACAAGAGAGCAGCCCUGAACUACUAUCUACCUCAUUGGAGACCCUCGGACUAUCUUUGAUCGGACUCUACUGGCUUUAUCUUGCACUAACCUUUAUUCCUUUAUCAUGUUUCAGUACACUGUGAAUGGCUCGAUUGUAAUCUUGUAAAGUCUUUCUGCUGACUGGUUAGCACGCAACAAAGGCUUUUUCACUGUGCCUCGGUACACGUGACAAUAAACUCAACGUUUUCCCUCUUUCCCCUGACUCUCAGCCUGAAGAAGGCUCUCGACCCGAAACGUCACCCAUCCCUUCUCUCUAGAGAUGCUGCCUGUCCCGCUGAGUUACGCCAGCAUAUUAUGGCUAUCUCAAACAAACCAUUGUUGCUACCGACCACCCUAAUGAGGUGGUACCAUCUCCCUAACUUGUGAGAGAUGUUACUCCCUCACAAGGUGCGCACCCCUUUGUCGUGGCUUGACCGCUGAGACCCUUGCCUCACCUAAGCCCCCGUCAGCUCCUCCUCGGUGCUGGUGAAGCAGUCAAUGCCUUUGUUGGGAGCUGCGGCCAAACAGUUUUGAAAGUGGACAGAUAAACGACAGCCUAGAUCAUACUGGUUCAUGCUCUCAGCGGGAAGCGUUGAAAGUGUUUGUUUCCUCUCAGUCCUAAGUUUGUUCGUAAGAAAUAAAAGCUGCAUAAAGUAUAAAGAAUCGACAUCAUGUGAAGUAUAUUGUGGGUUAGAUAUUUUUAAUCCAGAGAAAAAUGCAUGUUCUAUUUUUCAGAAGUGCUUUGCCUUUUUGUGUAUGUACAGCUUCUGGUUUUGUAAACUGAUUGCAUUAUUCUGAUUUAUUGUAACUAAUUGAUUAAAAACUAGAGCCAUCUUCAAAAA
Leucoraja erinaceus (little skate) is the source of this 9864-nucleotide messenger RNA. Its product is annotated as growth hormone receptor-like. Gene Ontology annotation, biological process: cytokine-mediated signaling pathway. Gene Ontology annotation, cellular component: external side of plasma membrane. The record is from RefSeq and is a predicted model, not a curated record. Lineage: Eukaryota; Metazoa; Chordata; Chondrichthyes; Rajiformes; Rajidae. The transcript is spliced from 12 exons. The coding region runs from base 592 to 3036 and encodes 814 amino acids. Gene Ontology annotation, molecular function: protein binding; cytokine receptor activity.